AAUCUGUUACUUACACAUUAGAAUGGAGUUCAGGCUUCGUGCAGCCACGCUUGAAGAUUGUAAGGACAUCAGGCGCAUGAUGUCGGAGCUCGCAGAACAUGAGAAACUUGAAAAAGAUCAUGUCAAAAUUACAGAAAAAGAUCUAGAGCAGGAUGGGUUCUGUGAAAAUCCGUUUUUCCGUGGAAUAAUUGCUGAGGUUCCAGAACAGCACAAGAGUAAAGAUGGUCAUACUAAAAUAGGUUAUUCCAUAUACUUCUACUCUUAUAGCUCAUGGAAGGGCCGGUCUGUGUUCAUGGAGGACUUGUAUGUGAUGCCAGAGUUUAGAGGUAAAGGCAUUGGCAAAGCACUUAUGAGCAAAGUUGCCCAGUUGGCACUGGAUGCAGGGUGCAAACAGAUGAAUUUUACUGUAUCAAACCAGAACAAAAGCGCUCUUGAUUUUUAUCAGAGCCAGGGCAGCCUUGACUUGACCACUUACCUGGGCUACCAUUACAUGUGCACUCAUGGUGAUGCCUUCCAACAGCUGGCAAAGUGAUGACAGUAAAUUGUAGGGUCCAGUCCUUGCAUCACUAGAGUCUGACAGUAAUCUAACGACCGUCCAGCACUAAAAGAAGGAAAGGAACUUAAUUUUAAUAUGAAACCUACAUGUGUAGGGUUGGUCAGUUAAAAUCAUAUAAACACCUGAAAAGCUGCUGUAAGUAAAUAUUGUACAACCCCUUGUUACAUGUUGUUGAUAAUGUGUAAAAUAGUGUUUUAUAGGCUCUAAAUAUGUUAUAAAAUGUAUGGUUGUCAUCGCUCGUAAGUUUUAACAAAUAUAACAGUACAAAAUUAA
This is a messenger RNA of Trichomycterus rosablanca, 829 nucleotides long. RefSeq names its product spermidine/spermine N1-acetyltransferase family member 2a, tandem duplicate 1 (gene sat2a.1). NCBI's taxonomy places the organism in Eukaryota, Metazoa, Chordata, Actinopteri, Siluriformes, Trichomycteridae. Gene Ontology annotation, molecular function: N-acetyltransferase activity. The record is from RefSeq and is a predicted model, not a curated record. Bases 23 to 532 code for a protein of 169 amino acids. The transcript has 6 exons.